Molecule: messenger RNA, 2200 nt
Organism: Styela clava
Lineage: Eukaryota; Metazoa; Chordata; Ascidiacea; Stolidobranchia; Styelidae
Product: chymotrypsin-like elastase family member 2A
Biological process (GO): proteolysis
Molecular function (GO): serine-type endopeptidase activity
Source: RefSeq, a predicted model, not a curated record
UUUAGUGUUUCACAGUCGCCAUUUUUCACUAACUCUAGUACUGGUUACACAAAUUUCCGAGACAGGAAGUAAAAAGAAAAAAAAGAUUUGAUUGCAAUAGGAACUUGUGCUGUGUGGGACGAAGCGGUCUUUGUGUUUUAAAUAUUAACCUUCAAACUCAUACAGCAUAAUCAUUACGUGAAUCCUUUGACAGUGACAAGCGACAUGGUGUUGGAUAAAACAUAUUUAGCCGUUUCCAUUUACUUUCUUUACGGAAUAAAUUUUACGUUUGGAAUGGAUUGUGGUCGAACAGCAGUUCCGCCAAAUAUAAGAGUAGUCGGAGGAUAUAAAACUGAGCGACGUGCAUGGCCGUGGGUGGUAAGCCUUAAUUUUGGCAAACCAAUGCGAGGAACAACAGGUACCAGAAGUGGACAUAUUUGCGGUGGUACACUACUACAUUCACAAUGGGUAUUAACGGCUGCACAUUGUCUCGAUAUUCCAGGAAAGCCAAACACAUUCCCUAAGCAUCCUCCAAAACAAUGGCGUGUUACAGCAGGUAUGCACACAAGAAGUGAAGAGGAACAGAAGAAAGGGAAUUGGCAGACAUCAUCGGUGAAACGAUUCAUUUAUCAUAAAGACUUUCGUGACUACAAAGUUUCUGCCAUCAACGAUAUUGCUCUCAUACAACUUUCACAACCUUUCAAAUACACGGAAUAUGUUCGGCCAAUCUGUCUUCCAGGGAAACGAACAGUUCAGCCAGGUUGGAAUCGCUGCUACACGGCGGGUUGGGGAACAACAUCUGAGAAUGGUACACGAUACGCUUUGAGUCUCCAAGAAGUCCCCAUGCCUGUGGUGAAUAAAUGGUAUUGUCGCGCAAGAUACCCAGACAAAUACGUACAAGGUCAACAUAUUUGCGGUGGAGACUGGUUUAGAGGAAACAUGGAUACUUGCAAAGGUGACAGUGGUGGACCAUUAGCUUGCCAACUUGAAAAUGGCUCUUGGUAUGUGGCGGGAAUUGUCUCGUGGGGUGUCGGAUGUGGCCGAAAGCAAACACCCGGGAUCUAUACAGAUGUACAAGCUUACGAAAACUGGAUUUAUCAAGUGGUACGGAAGUUCACAGUCAAGUCCAGCAAAUCUAACAAGCCCAAAGCCUACAUUUCAAAGCACAGCAGCAGGCGAAAACGAAGCUUAAGUUUUCGGUCUGGUGAUUUAAAUAUAAAAGAAACUUUUCAAAUAAAAAAAGUUAUUGGAUUAAAAGAAAACAGAAAAGAACGUCAACCAGAAACUUAUUCACACACUUUUCUUGAUCAUCUAAUAUUAUCACGAACCGACGAUGUUGCUGAUUUCUAUGGAAAUCGACGACAGAUAUUGUGAUUGGUAAUUCAUAAUUUGGGAAUAGAAUAGUCCUUGCGACUUCUAGUGCAACAGGCUGGUUGAUAUAAAAUGUAACGAUUGGAAUGAUUUUGAAACGGCGCUGGCACCCGUAAAUAAACAGUAAUAAACUGCCAACGUCCAAAGCAAAGAAGGCAACGAAGGUACAUUAUAUUACUACUAUAGAAAGAAAAUGUUGUACGACUGCAACUGAGUUAAUUGCUGAAACUAAACUAUACUCGAUAUAAAUCAAACUUAAAAGUUCAUAAAAAUGUUAAUUUUUUGUAAAUUAAAUGAUUUUAUGACAAUGGACCGAAUCAAUCAAAUGAUUCGCGGCUUAUUCAUAUAUAUUGUACAUGUUUUUCUCAAAUAUGAAAAAUUCUUGGUGUUAUAAUGACUUUUAACAAAUGAUAUUUUCAACAUAAUUUUUGCAAUGAUGUUUAUUUUGAAAAUUUGAUUAAUGCAACUUUAACGAAGGUACGGUAUUUAUAGCCUUCUAUGGUAAACUUUUAACGUAAGUAUAGUUAAUAGCGAUUAUUAACGAAAUCUCCAUUUUUAGGAGAUGAAUACUUGAAUCAGUGUUUCAUAGUUUUUUUUUUAAAUAAUCGAAAAGUAUAAUUUUAUUGUACAAUCUAUAUUUUAUCCAAAACCAUAAUUUGGGGUUAAGGGUAUACGCCGAUUUUUAGUUUCACAUUGAAGAAUUUCUAUUAUUGAAAUAAAAAUCGAUUUUGAUUGAUACCGUUCCUCAUUACAACUUUAAAUAAAAUGUAGCCUUGCAGGUAUUAGUUUUGUCAAAUAUAUGUAAAAGUAGAAAACAUUCGACUGCUGCAACACAUGAAUGACAUGAAAC